UAGCCGAAAACCCUCUCCCACGGGCCGCGCACUUUUGUUGUCGUGUCGACGUUUUACGGUCCUCCUCCGCAGCAGCAGCGUAGGUCUCUCAUUCGCAUAAUAUCUGUCCAGUCGCGUAUACAAACACCUUGUAAUCAAUAUAAACGAAAAUGUCUGAAAUCACUCUACCAACCGUUUGGAUACUUGGGGGACCCGGUAGCGGCAAGGGCACCCUUUGUGACAAGAUCGUUGCCAAAUACGGGUUUACUCACAUUUCGACUGGUGAUUUGCUGAGGGAUGAAGUGAACACAGGAUCAGAACGUGGUCAAGAACUGGUGAAGAUUAUGAAAGAAGGAGCCCUAGUUCCCACAUCUGUUGUGAUGGAGUUACUCAAUGAGAAGAUCAAAAGCAAAGUAGCAACAUCCAAAGGUUUCCUGAUCGAUGGUUAUCCACGUGAGAAGAAACAAGGAGAGGAAUUCGAAACAGCGAUAAAACCAGUAGACAUGGUAUUGUACUUAGAAUCCAAAGACGAGACAAUGGUGCAGAGAUUGCUUAAACGAGCUGAGACCAGUGGUCGAUCAGAUGACAAUAUGGAAACAAUUAAAAAGCGGUUGCAGACGUUCCAUGACAAUAACGAUCCUAUUAUAGAAGCGUACAAGUCUAAGGUAGUGAUAAUAUCGGCCGAACAGAGUGCCGAGGCUGUUUUUGCCGAAGCAGAGAAAAAACUUGAUACAUUAGUUGCAUAAUCUUAAAAAUGGAAGUCUACAUCAGUUUUGAUGACAAUUUAAAUCUACAAAAUUAUGGCUAAAGCUCAAAGUUCCAUUUGAAAAAAUAUGAAAAUUAUUUUUUCACAAAUGUAUAUUCACACAAGCUAUAAAUAUAGAUUUAGGUUCGGAUUAAUAAAAAAUGUUAAAUUAUCAGUGUUAACUUGGUUAAUCAAUAUAAUUAUUGCAUUCAUUGUA
Myzus persicae (green peach aphid) is the source of this 941-nucleotide messenger RNA. It is a transcript of the gene Ak1, whose product is annotated as adenylate kinase isoenzyme 1. Gene Ontology annotation, biological process: nucleoside triphosphate biosynthetic process. Gene Ontology annotation, molecular function: ATP binding; AMP kinase activity. NCBI's taxonomy places the organism in Eukaryota, Metazoa, Arthropoda, Insecta, Hemiptera, Aphididae. Bases 150 to 725 code for a protein of 191 amino acids. Gene Ontology annotation, cellular component: cytoplasm; cytosol. The transcript has 5 exons. The record is from RefSeq and is a predicted model, not a curated record.